CAUGGCAAAACAUGGCAAAGCGAAGCAACGUGUUGAAACAUGUGUAUCGGUAGAAAUUGUGCGCAACAUUUUAAUAAAAUAAUCAGUACGGAUAUUGUGUUGAAAGAAAUUUAUAAGAUAUAGAUUUGUUUAUAAUUUUAUUAAAUAAAAUUAACAUCUUACUAUUAAGGUAUAUUGUACAAUCAGUGAUAUUUUCUAAUUUGAUACCUCGUGGAGGUUAGAAUUCUGAUUGUUUAAACAAUAAGCCGCUAAAUGGGUCGUAAAAUAAAUUUUGAGAGUAAAGCUCCUACAGGACGUGGAAGAAAGGCGAAAAAGCAAAGUGAUCCAACUUUUCCAAAAGGAGUUCUCGUUAAAGAUGAAAACAAGUUAAGUCAUCGACAAAAGCAACGAGCAAAGAAGAGAUUACUGAAGAAUGAACAGCUGAAAAAAGAGGCAAAAAAAUUACUCAAGAAAAAAAUUAAUGUGGAAGAAGAACAUAUACAAUUGAAAAAUGGAAAAGAUAUAUCAAAGCAACUGAAGAAAAAGAAAGAAAAAAAGAUUAAGACAGUUAUCAAUAACGAUCAUCAUAGAGAUGAUAUGAAGAUUCAUUCUGAUAAUCUAUCUGAGUCAAAAACAAAAGUAAAGCAACUUGUAAACAAAAAAAGAAUAAAACAGAAAAAUAAAAAAGUGGAUAAAGAUGAGAGAAACGAACAAGAUAUGAGUGAUAAUGAUAAUCAAUUACUCCUUACAAAAUCAAAGAAAAAUUUAAAGAAAGGAAAACAGAAAUUUGUGAACAAUACAGAAGACGAUAGUGAGGAAAUGGCGCUCAGUGAUGAGGAAGAAUCUAUUGAUGAUGAAGAAUUUAUUGAUGAUGAUCAAAAGGAGCAGGAUGAAGAGGAAAAUGAUGAAAGUAAUGAUGAUGACAAUUUACUGUCGAUAAAGAAAGCUAACACAAAAUUAAAAAAGAAAAAGCAAAAAGAAAGUGAUAGUUAUGAAAUAGCGCUUAGCGAUGAGGAAGAAUCUGUUGACGAUGAUCAAAUGGAGCAAGAUGAAGAAGAGGAAAAUGAUGAAAGUGAUGAUGACGAUUUACUGCCGAUAAAGAAAGCUAAUACAAAAUUAAAAAAGAAAAAGCAGAAAGAAAGUGAUAGUGACGAAAUAGCGCUUAGCGAUGAGGAAGAAUCUGUUGACGAUGAUCAAAUGGAGCAAGAUGAAGAAGAGGAAAAUGAUGAAAGUGAUGAUGAUGAUGAUUUAUUGCCAAUAGAAAAAGCUAACAUAAAAUUAAAAAAGAAAAAGCAGAAAGAAGAAAAACUUGCACAGGAAGAAAUGGAUGAUAUGACGGCUCAUCAAAGCGUAUUUACGUUUCCAACUGAAGAAAACGGUGACAAUAUCACUGACUUGAAAGAUAUUCAGCAGCGAAUACGAGAUGUUAUUAUAGUACUAUCAGAUUUUAAGAGAUUACGAUCGGAAAAUAUACCACGUUCUGCAUACAUAGAACUACUUCAACGAGACUUAUGUAUAUAUUACAGUUAUAAUGAUUUCUUAAUGGAGAAAUUGAUACAAAUGUUUUCACUGGACGAGUUAGUAGAAUUUUUAGAAGCGAGUGAGGUAGAGAGGCCUAUGACCAUUCGCACAAAUACUUUAAGAACACGACGGCGCGAUCUAGCAGAGGCUCUAAUCAAUAGGGGUGUUAAUCUCGAUCCGAUAGGAAAAUGGACGAAAGUUGGUUUGGUGGUAUAUUCCUCCCAAGUACCCAUGGGCGCAACACCGGAGUAUCUAGCUGGACAUUAUAUUAUACAAGGCGCUUCCAGCUUCUUGCCCGUUAUGGCACUGGACCCGAAAGAAAAUGAGAGAAUUCUCGACAUGUGCGCCGCACCAGGCGGUAAAGCAUCACAUAUUGCCGCUCUCAUGAAGAAUACCGGAACACUGUUCGCUAACGAUGUAAACAAAGAUCGAUUGAAGGCUGUUAUUGGAAACUUCCACAGACUUGGGAUUGUCAAUUCCAUAAUCUGCAGUUACGAUGGGAGAAAAUUCCCCACGAUUAUGAAAGGCUUUGACAGAGUCUUGUUAGAUGCUCCAUGCACAGGCACGGGUGUAGUCGCGAAAGACCCAAGUGUAAAAACAAAUAAGGAAGAAAUAGACAUUCAGCGUUGUUGCACCUUGCAGAGAGAAUUGUUACUAGCUGCGAUAGAUUGCGUCAAUGCGCGUUCAGAAACAGGCGGUAUUAUUAUUUACUCGACUUGUUCGAUUUUACCGGAAGAGAACGAGUGGAUUAUCGAUUAUGCUCUCAAGAAACGCGACGUUAAGUUGUUGCCAACUGGUUUGGAAUUUGGAACCGACGGUUUCACAAGUUAUAGACAACAUCGAUUUCACCCUUCAUUAAAGUUAACUAAACGAUUUUAUCCGCAUGUACAUAAUAUGGAUGGUUUCUUUGUAGCAAAACUGAAAAAAUUCUCUAACAAUAUUCCUAAAAGUGUAAAGGACGAAACAUCUAAUUAAAAUGUUAACAGAUUUAUACAAUUUUCUUUAUAAUCUAAUUACAAUGUUGCUACAAUUA
Molecule: messenger RNA, 2533 nt
Organism: Linepithema humile (Argentine ant)
Lineage: Eukaryota; Metazoa; Arthropoda; Insecta; Hymenoptera; Formicidae
Biological process (GO): rRNA base methylation; maturation of LSU-rRNA
Cellular component (GO): nucleolus
Molecular function (GO): rRNA (cytosine-C5-)-methyltransferase activity; RNA binding
Source: RefSeq, a predicted model, not a curated record